AUGGAUGUCAAUGGGCAUCCAAAACCUCAGCCCUCCCCAGAGACUCCUGGGCCUCUUGCCCUGAACUCUAGCACACACCUGGAGAACGAGAGUCUAGAGCAAGAUUCCCUCAGUAUGGUGGGUGACGGGCUCCUGCCAAAAACGGGUGCUGUGGUUAUUGACAUGGGCACUGGCACCUGUAAGGUGGGUUUUGCAGGACAGUCCCACCCCACCUACACGGUGGCCACCAUCUUGGGUUGCCAGCCCAAGAAACAGACCACCAAGGGCCGGUCAGAGCUGGAAACUUUUAUUGGGGAGGCAGCGCGCUCCCGGCCAGAGCUAAGGUUGGUGAAGCCUAUUCGCAACGGUAUUGUGGUGGACUGGGAAGCUGCCGAACUAAUAUGGCAGCACAUCCUAGAACAUGGUCUCCGAGUAUCCACCCAGGACCACCCUCUACUGUUUUCAGAUCCCCCCUUCAGCCCUGCCACCAACCGAGAGAAGCUAGUGGAAGUGGCCUUUGAGUCUCUGCACUCCCCAGCCACAUAUGUGGCAUCUCAAUCCGUACUGUCAGCCUAUGCCCACGGACGUGUUAAUGCACUUGUUGUGGACACUGGCCAUGGAGUCAGCUACACGGUGCCAGUUGUACAGGGCUACAACCUACCCCAUGCCAUCCAACGCUUGGACCUGGCCGGCAACCAUCUUACUGCCUUCCUAGCAGAGAUGAUCCUGGGCUCUGGCUUCUUAUUGCGACAGGAGGACCUGGACAUGGUGGAGAACAUCAAACAUUGUCACUGCUAUUUGGCCUCGGAUUUUGAAAAGGAACAGGCCCGUCUGGAUGAGGAGUGCAAGCAGACCCUGAAGCUGCCCGAUGGACGGACUGUCACUCUGGGGAAGGAGUUAUUCCAGUGCCCAGAGCUCCUAUUCCAUCCCCCAGAGAUUCCGGGACUGUCGCCCAUAGGCCUCCCGGCUAUGGCUGAACAGAGCCUCCUCAAGGUGCCUCCGGAGCUGCGGACCCACGUGGCCCAGAACGUCCUCCUGUGCGGAGGCUCUUCACUCUUCACCGGGCUGGAGGGUCGCUUCAGGGCAGAGUUACUGCGUUCUCUGCCCCCUGAGGACCACGUGGUGGUGAUGGCACAGCCCAACAGGAAUUUCUCCGUGUGGAUCGGGGGCUCCAUUCUGGCUUCCUUACAGGCUUUCCAGUCUUGCUGGGUCCUGCGGGAACAGUAUGAAGAAAGCGGACCCCAGGUCGUGUACCAAAAAUUCUACUAA
Acomys russatus (golden spiny mouse) is the source of this 1248-nucleotide messenger RNA. Its product is annotated as actin-like protein 9. Lineage: Eukaryota; Metazoa; Chordata; Mammalia; Rodentia; Muridae. Gene Ontology annotation, biological process: axonogenesis; cell motility. The transcript has a single exon. Gene Ontology annotation, cellular component: axon; synapse; cytoplasm. The record is from RefSeq and is a predicted model, not a curated record. Gene Ontology annotation, molecular function: protein kinase binding; nucleosomal DNA binding. Bases 1 to 1248 code for a protein of 415 amino acids.